CUUCCACCUCGCCCAAGCAGCGUCGGAACGCCCCACAGUAGCGAGGCAUGCUACGAUUCUGGGCUCCAGACUUGCUCGCCCUCCGCUCUCGCACUGUACCCAGCUGGCUCCCGAUAAGCGGCGGAAUGCCUCGAGCAAGCGGCUCUGGUGUGUGCGUCACCGACGCAGAAGUCACCAGACGCCCCGGAAGCCAAGCCCAUUCUGCUUUUUGUCAGCGUCACCUGCUCACCCGCCCUCUUAUACUUAUCCCAAUCCCGGGCUCCAGUUGACAUUUCCAUUUCCCCAUCCAUCCACCGUUGGCUUCAGCGAUGCUUGUCGUCGGCGUCCUCCUCUUCGGCCUCGCGGCGGCGCAGGUGCCCCCGAUCACCCCCACCCUCUUCUUCAACCUCACCAUCAACCCGCAGGACGGAUUCCCCUCCUUCUCUACCGGCGAGUGGGACCUCAUGAACAUGACGACGGGGUGGGCGGCGCGCGCGCUCAUAAACGGCCGCAUGGGCCAGGCGCAGAUGUGGAUGAACGGGCCCUUCUGCACCGCCGUCUCCAUGCAGGGCGAGUACAGCACGCCCGAGCUACAGUGGAACGAGAGCACGCCUGUCCCCGUCCGCCUCGUCCUCGACACCACGGCGACGGUGAACGCCCAAUCGGGCGGAGGGGACGUGCGCCUCGCCGCCGAAGGCGACUGGCACUACUGCGCGCCACGCGUCGACGUCGACGGCGUCGAUUUCUGGCUGUACAACAUGACGAUCACGACCGGCAUGGUCGCCGCGGCGUCCGACAUUCUCCUCGUCCCCGGCCGCAGCCAGUCGAUCCUCGACGACCAUAACAGCAUCAACGACUUUUUCCACGUCACGAGCCCCGACGCAUACGUCAACUGGGUACGGCAAGCGGGCGCGAGCGUGCGCUUCGACACGACGCUGCACCCCGUCGUCGUCGUCUUCGACAUGCCAUACUCGACUGGCUUCUUCAGACUGUACGGCAGCGUCGGGCCGGACCACUCGGACCUCGAGAUCCGGGUCGACCCCCCGCUGCCCGGCGUGCCUGCCGGCGGGCUCGUCGCCGUCAACCCGAACCGCACGAGAGAGGCGAACGAGCGUCUCCUCUUCGCGGCGCCGGUCGACCCGCACACGCGAUACACUGUCACCAUCCCGCUGCGGAGGGGACAGGAGCAGGCGCUAACCAAGGUCGACUUCCUCUCAGGAUUGGGCGUGGGCAACUACUGGCCCGAGGAACCGGCCGUCACGGACGGCCUCACGCCGCAGACUUCGAUCGGUGGCCGCGGCCUUAGUGGUGGUGCGAUCGCCGGCAUAGUGAUCGGCGCCCUCGCGGCCGUGACCCUCCUCCUCGCCGCAGCAUUCAUCUACCGCGCACGCCGCAAGACGCGCCGCGACACCCAGCGCUGGAGCGACGUCAAGCUCCGCCGCAUGUCUCUCUCCCCGCAAGUCUCGCCGCCGCGUGACGUCAAGACGCCCCUCCCCCCGUCUCCCAUAUCGCCCGUCAGCCCGCCCCAGCGUGCUCACCACUACCCGCCCAGCGCCGAAGACCUGCACGCCGAGCCGCGCACGCCGUGGCCGUGGACCGAGCGGCCGGGCCAGGCCCGUGUGUGAGCGCUGGAAGCGGGCGAGGCGAGCUGCACCCAGUGCAAAAGUACCAGAGUUGUUCGACACCGACAUAUAGCCCAUUUGACCUUGUCCAUGUUUAAUCGUUGUAAACGUAUAUGCAGCUAUAGUUCGC
Messenger RNA from Cutaneotrichosporon oleaginosum, 1731 nucleotides. RefSeq lists its product as uncharacterized. Lineage: Eukaryota; Fungi; Basidiomycota; Tremellomycetes; Trichosporonales; Trichosporonaceae. The record is from RefSeq and is a predicted model, not a curated record.